CUCUCUCUCUCUCUCCAUGCACAUGUGACAUCUGUGUUAGCAAAACGUCAUAACACAUCAUAACCUUUUCGUGAACGCAGGCCCGUCCAAGCCCCCGACUACUAUUUUCAUCUUUUUACUCAAUUUCCGGUCGCGAUUUUUAUUCCAUUUCCCUUUCAGCUUUUCCUUUAAUCUUUUUUUUUCUAGCCUGUGCAUCCCGUGUUAGUGAAAGCGGUUCUCUCGAGUGACGUUUACAGUUUUUUUUUCCAAAAAAAAUAUGCUAGGAGAAUGAUAAUGUCUAUAGUAGACUUACAUGAAAAAAUAUCCCUCUACUAUUCGUUCAACAAUAUUCAGUCAGUGCUUAUUUCCACAAAGUACGAUACAUAAAGACACUGAGAAAUUGAAACUAAAACAACUUCCUUACAGUAGUCAAGGCCGACCAACCCAAACUCCCCCCCUACCGCCACCCCCUCGAUGUCAGGUGCUCUCCAGACACGCCUAAUGUGCCCUUGAUUACCAUUACCGAGAGAGUUGACUGAGCGUAGUGUAAACCGCGAUCUUGGUUAUAAACGUUCUUCACUUUGUAAAGGUCGCACGUGAAUUCGUUCCAACUGAACAAGCUCGUUCGCCAUCUGUUGAUAAUUGUUCAGGUGCUACCUGAUAUUACCUGACAAUAAUUGCUGAUGCGGAGUAUUUAUAAUUCUUGGGUAAGAAGUGGUUGUUGAACAAUCUGCCAACUGUUUAGUUUAUUUACACACGAAAUGGGCUCACUAUUUCAUUGGCUGGGUCCCUGAUACCAAAGUAUUUACUGUGCAGUGUUACUUACCUGGCACCAGCCUCCAAUAGAUGUCUUGGAAUAUUCUGCAUGAUGAACGUUAUCCAAUCCUCAUGUCUGGCUUAGCAUGCUUCGUUUGACUUCAUAGGAAAUGUAAUGACAGUCUUCCUUCAACUAAAACAAGCGGUGUGCAAUGUGUUAGAAAAUCCCGCAAUAGUUACAAGACACAUUUUGGUAAUACUAGAAACAGAUAUAACACUGCAACUAAAUUACAUGAGAACUUCAGCCUCAUUCACAUAAAUCCUUCAAAUUUUAGCGAUUGUAGUCCUAAACCUCAGCAAUCUCCGCACAAGUGAAUGAAAAAAGAAAAGAAAAUGACAAUACCCACGAACUCCCUCGAAGAAGAAAACACGAGCGCCAUUUACGAAACAAUGACUAGCUCGCUCGAAAAUACCACCCCGUCCCUCCCAUCACCGUGGGCGCGAAACAUGGCUAUCAUCUCCGGGCUGGCUGUCUCCCUCAUAGGCGGCUUGGGGAACCUUGUGGCUGUGACCGUCCUUGUGCAGCAGGCGAUGACGCGUCGAACUCAGCGAGUCCUGAAGGUGACGGCAGAUAGCGUGCUGGUUUUGCAGUUGGCUGUCGUCGACUUGCUGUAUUGCACGGUGUCUCUGCCAUUGAGUGUUGCGUCUUACCUCCAUGGGGAAGAGGUGCCGGGGCCUCUAUGUGCCUUCGCAGGGUUCUUCCGUCUGCUCAACGCCAACGUCGAAUUCAACACCCUGGGACUGGUGGCUCUUGAGAGGAGUUACCACAUCUACCGAGGACGCAGCGGCGGUGGAGUCUUCACGCUGGGGAGGACGAGAGGGUACUGUGUGGCGCUGUGGUUCCUCGGCUUUGCGUUUCAACUGCCUGGCAUUUCGAUGAAGAAAUACGGUUUUAAUCCCCUGACGUACAAAUGCGACCUGCUUUUCACGUCGCCGGGGGUCAGGGGGCUGCUGGUGGGACUGGAGGUCAUGCUGCCCUUGGUAAUCCUGAUGGCUUCCUAUGUCGCCAUCCUCCGUCGCGUGAGGAGGUCGAAGGCGCUGCUGGCUGGGUUUUCGACGUCCAAGGAAGCGAGCGGACGCUCUGCUUUCCUGGCCCGACGCUACAGGUCAGCAGGACGAAGCGUUUUGGGCUUAACCAUCCUGUAUUUCGUGUGUAUCCUGCCCAUGGCCGUUUACAACAUCGUGGACGAGAACGGUUACUAUAAGGAUAUCGGCAUCGUCCUCAACUGCCUUUAUUGGAUUCAGUAUGCGGCGAAUACUGCCAUUUACGCCUUCACUAACAGUAGGUUUAAUAAAGCCUUUCGGAUUCUGGUGAGCUGUAGAAGAGGCGACAGAGUGCGGCAGAACGCAGGAGAAGGCAUCAGACACGUCGGUGGAGCCUUCAGCUGCUCCUUCAGGAGACCCGGUGACUCGUCCUGGUGCUAGUCCCUGAAGUCAUGUAGUACAACGUAUGCAUGUAUUUUAUGGCUAAUCACACAAACAUACGCACGCGCACACACUCACUCUCUUUCAUACACACGUUGGUGGAGGCUUCUGCUCCUCCUUCAGGAGACCCGAUGGGCCGUCCUGGUGCUAGUCCCUGCAGUCAUGUGCACGUAUUUUAUGUUUAAUCACACAUGCAAACACGUGCACACUCACACUCACUCUCAUAAAAGACACAUCUCAAUCAUUUACACACACCCCGUCACACACGUUUGUAAAUUUGUUUACCGAUAUGUGUAUAUAGGGUUUAUGUGAUUAUAACGUGUUAUAAUAAUUAAUACGAACCUCUGAA
Penaeus indicus is the source of this 2569-nucleotide messenger RNA. Its product is annotated as protein trapped in endoderm-1-like. The transcript is spliced from 4 exons. Gene Ontology annotation, biological process: G protein-coupled receptor signaling pathway; cellular response to light stimulus; phototransduction. Lineage: Eukaryota; Metazoa; Arthropoda; Malacostraca; Decapoda; Penaeidae. Gene Ontology annotation, molecular function: G protein-coupled photoreceptor activity. The record is from RefSeq and is a predicted model, not a curated record. Gene Ontology annotation, cellular component: plasma membrane. The coding region runs from base 1111 to 2220 and encodes 369 amino acids.